CCUGAAACCACCACAUUCACCCACAACCACCGCCUUCUACGCUAUGACAUCCUGAAAUCAAAAGAAGGCAAUGGAUCAUCCACCCAGGGCUAGGGCUAGACUCCCUCUUGUCCUAUUCAUCUUAGCGUUUUUAUCCCUGUCUGUCAUCUUUUUUGGAUCAGAUAAAGCCCGGUCCGGAUCAAUUGCCAGGAUAACUCACAAGUUCGAUUCUGGCUUAACCACUUUGGUCAUGCCAUUGAGGCGUGUUGAUGAUUUGGAAGAGGCAUUGGCUGGAGCUGCAACAAGAUACAAAACGGUGAUUUUAACAAUGGUGAAUAAAGCCUACGUUGAGGGAGAAAAAGCAAUGCUCGACAUAUUUUUGGAUGGGUUUUGGAUGGGAGAAGGUACACGGCCACUUGUUAAUCAUCUUUUGAUCAUUGCGGUGGAUCAAACCGCGUAUGAACGAUGCAUGUUUCUUAGGCUACAUUGUUACAAAAUGAAGACAGAUGGUGUUGAUUUCGUGGGUGAGAAGAUGUACAUGUCGGAAGAUUUCAUCAAAAUGAUGUGGCAAAGAACGCGUAUUCUUGGAGACGUUCUUAGGCGUGGAUACAACUUCAUCUUCACGGAUACAGAUGUAUUAUGGUUAAGAGAUCCAUUUCCAAGGCUAAACUUAAACCAUAAGAUAGAUCUUCAGAUCAGUGUUGACGAGUUUAAUGGCAACCAAUGGUCUGAAAAAGGCCAGAUGAUCAACACUGGUUUCUACAUGAUCAAAUCAAAUAACAAAACGAUUACGUUGUUCAACGAAUGGUACGCAAGAAGGGAUAACUCAACAGGGAUGAAAGAACAAGAUGUUCUUGUUGAACUAAUGAAGAAAGGUGCUUUUAAACGGUUAGGCAUUGGAGUUAGGUUCUUAGACACGGUUUUUUUCAGUGGAAUUUGUGAAGAUAGUAGAGAUGUUAGGGCUGUUGUAACUGUUCAUGCCAAUUGUUGUCGUAGUAUCAAAGCCAAAGUGCAUGAUUUGAAGAGGAUUAUGCUUGACUGGCAGAGGUUUAAGGCGUCCCCAAUCGAUGAGACUUCGGAAUUUGCAUGGUCAAAUCAUUCCGCAUGUGCUGAGUCUUGGAAACAAUGACUCAUUUUGUUGUACUUUUCUCUGACCAAAAUUGUAUUUUAAA
Messenger RNA from Helianthus annuus (common sunflower), 1151 nucleotides. RefSeq lists its product as uncharacterized. The coding region runs from base 71 to 1108 and encodes 345 amino acids. The transcript is spliced from 3 exons. The record is from RefSeq and is a predicted model, not a curated record. NCBI's taxonomy places the organism in Eukaryota, Viridiplantae, Streptophyta, Magnoliopsida, Asterales, Asteraceae.